Messenger RNA from Cercocebus atys (sooty mangabey), 4021 nucleotides. RefSeq names its product potassium channel, voltage gated modifier subfamily G, member 2 (gene KCNG2). Gene Ontology annotation, molecular function: protein binding; voltage-gated potassium channel activity. The record is from RefSeq and is a predicted model, not a curated record. Gene Ontology annotation, cellular component: voltage-gated potassium channel complex; membrane. Gene Ontology annotation, biological process: protein homooligomerization; potassium ion transmembrane transport. Lineage: Eukaryota; Metazoa; Chordata; Mammalia; Primates; Cercopithecidae.
ACUGGACGUUCAUUUUCCAGGUCGAAGCCACUGGUCUCAGCUGUGAUUUCACCAGUUCCCUGAAAGAGAAUACCCUGAACCUUCACGGAGCCAGGAGCCCGGCGGGAGCCCCUCGGUCCGGUCCGGCCCGGCGCAUGGAGCCAUGGCCCUGUUCCGCGGGCGGCGGCGGCGGUGGGACCCGCGCCCGCCACGUCAUCAUCAACGUGGGCGGCUGCCGCGUGCGCCUGGCCUGGGCCGCGCUCGCGCGAUGCCCCCUCGCGCGCCUGGAGCGCCUGCGCGCCUGCCGCGGCCACGACGAGCUACUGCGCGUGUGCGACGACUACGACGUGAGCCGCGACGAGUUCUUCUUCGACCGCAGCCCGUGCGCCUUCCGCGCCAUCGUGGCGCUGCUGCGCGCGGGGAAGCUGCGGCUGCUGCGGGGCCCGUGCGCGCUGGCGUUCCGCGACGAGCUGGCCUACUGGGGCAUCGACGAGGCGCGCCUGGAGCGCUGCUGCCUGCGCCGCCUGCGCCGCCGAGAGGAGGAAGCGGCCGAGGCGCGCGCGGCGGCGAGUCGGGGACGCAGGAGCCCGGCGCGCGCCCUGGGGCCUCGGGGGCGGCUGCAGCGCGGCCGGCGGCGCCUGCGCGACGUGGUGGACAACCCGCACUCGGGGCUGGCGGGCAAGCUCUUCGCCUGCGUGUCCGUGUCCUUCGUGGCCGUCACGGCCGUGGGCCUCUGCCUGAGCACCAUGCCGGACAUCCGCGCGGAGGAGGAGCGGGGCGAGUGCUCCCCCAAGUGCCGCAGCCUGUUCGUGCUGGAGACCGUGUGCGUGGCCUGGUUCUCCUUCGAGUUCCUGCUACGCUCCCUGCAGGCCGAGAGCAAGUGCGCCUUCCUGCGCGCGCCGCUCAACAUCAUCGACAUCCUGGCGCUGCUGCCGUUCUACGUGUCCCUGCUGCUGGGGCUGGCGGCAGGCUCGGGCGGGACCAAGCUCCUGGAGCGCGCGGGGCUGGUGCUGCGGCUGCUGCGCGCGCUGCGCGUGCUCUACGUGAUGCGCCUGGCGCGCCACUCGCUGGGGCUGCGCUCGCUGGGCCUGACCGUGCAACGCUGCGCGCGCGAGUUCGGGCUGCUGCUGCUGUUCCUGUGCGUGGCCAUGGCGCUCUUCGCGCCGCUGGUGCACCUGGCCGAGCGCGAGCUGGGCGCGCGCCGCGACUUCUCCAGCGUGCCCGCCAGCUACUGGUGGGCCGUCAUCUCCAUGACCACCGUGGGCUACGGCGACAUGGUUCCGCGCAGCCUGCCCGGGCAGGUGGUGGCGCUCAGCAGCAUCCUCAGCGGCAUCCUGCUCAUGGCCUUCCCGGUCACCUCCAUCUUCCACACCUUCUCGCGCUCCUACUCCGAGCUCAAGGAGCAGCAGCAGCGCGUGACCAGCCCCGAGCCGGCCCUGCGGGAGGACAGCACGCGCUCGGCCACGGCCACCGAGGACAGUUCGCAGGGCCCCGACGGGGCGGGCGAGGCCGCCGACUCCGCGGACGCGCUGUGGGUGCGGGCAGAGCGCUGACGCCUGCGCCGCCCGCACGGGGAUCCCCCGCCCCCUCCAGCUGCAGCGUCGGGACCCCCGAGGCGCGCCGAGGGCGGGGGUCGUCUGGCUCUGGGGAGCGGCUCCUGCCGGCCGCAUCCUCGGCCCUCCUGUGUGAGCAGCCCCAGAACUCGGCGGGGCCCCGCCUGACUCCCCUGGCAGCGCUGGGCGAAGUCACUGGCCUGUGUCCUCCUGCCCUGCUUCUUCCUUUGGAUUUUUAAUUUUCUAUACCUAGAUAAAAAUAAAUUUAGUAAGUCCCAGAAGUUCCACACCGACUGUGGAUGACUUCGUCCCCGCCCCCGACUUUUCCUGCCUCCGGCCAGGGAGAAAGGGGUAGCGCGGCCCUUGCCAGGCCCCCAUGGCACCCAGAAUGGGCACCCUACGGAAGGAGGCCCUCCGCAUCCACCUCUGCCCAAGGCCACAUCACCUUCCCAGGGAUGGGACAGAGGUUUGAGCCGACGCUCACAGCACCCCCAGUGCCGCCCCAGUAACUGCCCUUUUGGUGGUCAGGGAAGAGGAUUCCAGCCCUGACCUCUAACCUCCAUUCCCUGACACCACCUCCCUGGGGAAUCUUCAACUCUUGACCUCAGGGAGGGUGACAAGGGCCUCCUGACACUCCCUCCGCAUAAGGUCUGCGUGUGGCAUUGCAACCCUUCCAUGGCCGCCUUCUGGGCCUUUCUGCAGGUGGAGAGGAAGGAAAUUUCCACACGGCGCUGCUCUGCACUCGUUCAUUUUGAUGAGUUCAUCCAGGAAACUUGAGACAUGAUGGCCACAGCCCGAAGCGGAAGGGGGAUGCCUCACCAGAGGGUCCCACUGUCCAUCACACAGCAGGAGUCUGUAGGGGACGCAGGUGUGGAGAAAGGGGAGCUGUGCAUGGCCCCGGUGAGUGCCUGAGUGCAAGCCCCAGUCCUUUUCCAUAGCAGACCUGCAGCAACCCACCGGGACCACGUGGGGCUCAGACCUGCCUCCCCCAACAGCCAGGUCAGCUGGUGCCCCAGGUGCCCAUGACGCGGAGGGUCCAUGGACGCCAGGCACACAGCGCGGGUGGGCCUGGGGUCUGGCUCUGCACUGAGGGCCACUCUCACAGUGACAGCCUUGGGUCUUGCUCAGGAAUGAGCAGAGCUUGGUACUGGUCUGAGAGGCCCACGCAGAGGACAGCCCGAGGGGCCACGCGCCGAGGCCGGUGCCCCCUACUUGCUGCUUGUCCCAGCAUUGCUGGUGACCCCCAAAGACAGAAGAAUUCCUCCUGUGCGGUGAGGUGCUGACCACCAUGAAGACCCCCAGAAAUAAACCCAAGUCGUUCCUCCACGGAGGGCCAGGUCAGAGGUGGGGAAUGUCGGGGGAUGGGGAGUCUUGGACCUGCCCCUCCCCAUUUUGGGCUGCAGGGUCUGGCCAGGGAGCCCCGGGGCCCUCCAAGACCAGGCCCACCAGAGGCCACCCUGGGUCACCAGGAUGGGGGUGCCGGGCACUUGUGCUGAGACUGGGGUGGGGGUACAUUUCCUCCUGAGCAGGUGCCCACCCAGCCCCUGGGCAUCCUUUUCCCUCUACAGGUGCCCUGUGGGCCACCCUCUCAGGCCCCUGGGAAGGGCACAGGGCUGGGGCUCAGGGCAGGCCUCAGUUUCCUCAUGUGGUGACAGGAAUAUGAACUUCUCAGGCUCCCACGACCUGCUCUUUCCCACGGAGGGGCCCUCACUGGGAGUCCUCCUCGGCCUCCUGCUUCCCUGGUGGUGCUUUGUUGCUUAAAACUAUCAGAAGGCAUCGCAGGGUGGCAGUGCCUUGAGAGUUGAGAAACGCAGCUAUUUCCACUGCUGCCCCCACCCCCCACGGCUCCCACAGUGUGGGGUUGAGACCUUGCCCCCAUUUCCUGUUAAAACCCGGUGGCCCAGAGUGGUCCCCAAGAACUGCCUGUCUCCACACCCUGAAGACGCACAACCCCACCCCUGCGCGAGACCUCUGGUUCAUCUGGCACCACCCACCAGCACUUGAGGAGGGCGAUUUGUGUCCGAGACGUUCUAGACACGCUGGCCUUCAUCUCCCAUCUUCCCCCAGGCUGCUGCCUGGAUGUGGCCUGUGCCCUCUCCUAGUACCCGGAUGGACCCUUCAACCCAAAUCCUGCCCUGCACCCACGCGACUGGUUUUACUGGACAAAGAAACUCGCAUCUUGCCUUCAGUGUAAACACUGCACGGAAAAAAUCACAGUGCGCACACAGCUCCGCCUCUAUGAGCUGCUUCGAGAUCACAAAUCUGGAAACGCUUCUCUUGGCCUUUAAAGGAGGCCUUUCCCAUGCUCUGAGCCUUCAGUGGUGGGAGGCAGAAGGGCGGAUGUGUGAACCGCAGAGGCCAGGGCAGCCAGACCCGUCUGUGACGAGCCGAAAGGACCCCUGGGCCACUGGCCCACAGGCAAAGGGUAGUGACAGGUUGAGGGGGCUGGGCUGUCAUUUGGGGGCCCUGGAGGAACCCGGGUCACACAG